AGUGACGUCAGAGCCUCCCCCUCCCCCAGGUAAGCGGUGCGGCGUACGAUGUGUGUUCGGUGACGUGCGUGUGUCUGCUAGCUCAUCACCCGGCGCCCGUCGUUUCCCAUUCAGCGGCGAUCGUAUUAUCGGUGGGGACGACACCCGGGUGUCAUGUACCAGUGCUCUGCUUCUCCACCCAGGCUUCGGCUAAGAACGGAGAAAGGCUGCCUGGAUUCCCCUUCCGCCAGUCUCCGGUGAGCGGAAUGAGCGCCACAUCAGACAACAGUCCGGAGGAGCGCAAGGAGGACGGCGUUGAAGAUGACUCUGCAGAGGAGGAGCCCCCUGUACAGGUCAGGCAGCUACCUACUGUCCCCGCCCCUGAAGAGCCGCACAUGGACUUUCCUGAGACUGAGGGCCAACCAGUGGGCAAUGGGAGGCUCUUCUACUGGCUGAAGGACAGGUGUUUGGGCCGGGGGCUGUGUGUGGAUCCAGCAAGGGACAAUUACAGGACCAUGACCAGCUUGUACAGCUCCAUCCAGCCGGCGGACUCCGUGAACCUGAGCACAAGGACACAUGGGGCUGUGUUCAAUCUGGAGUACUCCCCUGAUGGGUCUGUACUCACAGUGGCUUGUGAACAAACUGAAGUCCUGCUUUUUGACCCUUUGUCUUCAAAGCACAUAAAAACACUAUCAGAGGCACAUGAAGACUGUGUAAAUAAUAUCAGAUUUCUUGACAACAGGUUGUUUGCAACCUGCUCCGAUGAUACAACAAUAGCAUUGUGGGACCUAAGAAAGCUGAACAAUAAGGUGUGCACACUACAUGGCCAUACCAGCUGGGUGAAGAACAUAGAAUAUGACACACAUACAAGGCUUUUGGUCACUUCUGGGUUUGAUGGCAAUGUGAUCAUUUGGGACACUAAUAGGUGUACAGAAGAUGGUUGUCCACACAAAAAAUUCUUUCACACUCGGUUUUUAAUGCGGAUGAGAUUAACUCCUGAUUGUUCAAAAAUGUUAAUUUCAACUUCCUCUGGAUAUCUGGUAAUUUUACAUGAUUUAGACCUGACAAAAUCCUUAGAGGUUGGUAGUUAUCCUAUCUUAAGAGCCAGGAGAACAGCUUCCACGUCAGACGUGACCACUUCACCGACAUCUUCUGAAACAAGGUCGCCUAAUUCUCCAAGUCAUCACAGUGAAUUGGGCUGCCUAUUUGAAAAACAUAAUUUGCGGGCUUUACAGAGAGAAGGUGCUUCCCCUCGUAACAGUCUUGAGGUUCUAACACCAGAGGUUCCCGGAGAGAGAGAUCGUGGCAACUGCAUUACAUCUCUGCAACUUCACCCCAAAGGAUGGGCUACACUUCUUCGCUGUUCUAGUAAUACUGAUGACCAAGAGUGGACUUGUGUAUACGAGUUUCAAGAAGGAGCCCCUGUACGUCCCAUCUCUCCUCGAUGCUCUCUGCGUCUGACCCACUAUAUUGAAGAGGCUAAUGUGGGCCGUGGCUAUAUUAAGGAACUUUGUUUCAGCCCAGAUGGACGCAUGAUUGCCUCUCCUCAUGGCUAUGGGAUCCGAUUGCUGGGGUUUGAUACCCAGUGCAGUGAGCUUGUAGACUGUUUGCCUAAAGAAGCUGGGACACUACAAGAAAUUUGCUCCCUAUAUUCUCAUAGGGAUGUUGUCCUGACAACUAAGUUCUCUCCCACCCACUGUCAGAUAGCGUCAGGGUGCCUUAGUGGACGGGUCUCCCUGUACCAACCAAAAUUUUAACUUCCACAAUGCAAUUCUUUCCAAAGCCAGACUGGGAAUCCACUUGUUCUGAUUUCUUUAAACAUCAGCAUUUUGACUUUUCUUGAAACUAGAGAAAAAAAUCGAAACUUUUGUUUACAAUAGAUUGUGAGCUUUGUGGUCAUACCACUUUCAAAUGAAUGGAAGUUUAUUUCUGCUGUUGAUGUAACAGGGCUUGCAAUAAAUAAAAAUAUCUCUAAGGGGG
Molecule: messenger RNA, 1959 nt
Organism: Rana temporaria (common frog)
Lineage: Eukaryota; Metazoa; Chordata; Amphibia; Anura; Ranidae
Gene: DCAF10
Product: DDB1 and CUL4 associated factor 10
Exons: 7
Coding region: 246-1736 (496 amino acids)
Cellular component (GO): Cul4-RING E3 ubiquitin ligase complex
Molecular function (GO): protein binding
Source: RefSeq, a predicted model, not a curated record